This is a messenger RNA of Mya arenaria, 3299 nucleotides long. RefSeq lists its product as uncharacterized. The record is from RefSeq and is a predicted model, not a curated record. Bases 81 to 1490 code for a protein of 469 amino acids. Gene Ontology annotation, molecular function: protein binding. NCBI's taxonomy places the organism in Eukaryota, Metazoa, Mollusca, Bivalvia, Myida, Myidae. The transcript is spliced from 6 exons.
UUGGAAUAACACAUUACGUAAUGCAGGUUUUUCGAUUUAACAUUUUAAAGUUAAUGAAAUGUAAAGUCGGCAGUUCAUAAAUGGCGAUAUUUUACUAUUUCAGUGGUUUUAGUUUUAUUUGGGUAAUAUUUUUAUCAAGAGUUACAUGUUGCCCUAGUAACAGCAGUGUGUACACAGAAAAUGGACAAACAAAAAUAUUGAAAUUCGAGGCUCCCAUAAACCCAGAAAUAAAGUUUGCUAUCUACCGAGUGGCCCGCUAUGAUGGCAUAACACUCCUAGCAGUAAACUACCAACAUGGGAAAGUUAUAGGAGAACCUACCUUACAAAACUGCUCCCUGGCUGCAAGCGCAAAUAUUCCAAAUGGGCUCCUACACAUCGAGCUUAAUCCGUUUGUUGAGGGCGACCAAGGAACAUACAGUCUGACGGAAUUAAGUGAAACUACUACUGUCAUAGAAUGUGUGACAUUAUACAUCCUAGGUACACCGACACAGCCUAUACUCUCGGCUUCCGGCUCAUCAUUUGUGAACUCAAUAUUAACACUCACAUGUACCAGUUCUUCAACAACCCAGCCUUCAAACCAUUCCCUAUCGAUGCAAUAUGCUUGGGCGAUCGACGGUACAGUCAUUCAACCUGGUGAUAGGUUCUCGUUCGACGCAAUAUCGAGGAAAACGUUAAUAAUAUCAAAGCUUUUGUAUGAAGAUAACGGCAAUACUGUGAAUUGCAUUGCAAUUGAGAAUGAAGGGAAAUCUUCGAUGCAAGCCUCUUAUGCACUGAGUGUAUUUUACGGUCCGAAUGAUGCCAGUGUCAAUGCCUCCGAUGUGAUCACUGUUAAUGAGCAUGAGGAUGUUGUAACCAUCAGAUGUGACGCGGAUUGCAGACCUCCUUGUCUAAUUCAAUGGACGAAUCUCACAGACGGAAACAAACGUUUAAUGAACGAGUUGGCGUUUGGAAGAGUAAAUCGCUAUCACGCAGGGACGUAUGAAUGCAAAGCUAAAACAUCUGUUACUGGAGUGAUAAAGAUGUCCAUAAAACGCAUACAGCUCAUUGUUCUAACUAAGCCUUGGCCUCCUACACAUUUACAAGUCAUCAGUACACCUGGCCUGUUACACGCUGAAUGGACCAAAGCUUUCAACGGUGGAAGUCUUCAAUCAUUUCUACUGCAAAUAUCCUACGAUAACAUUUGGAAGAAUCUGACUCAAGUGAAUGAGAAUGACUGGAAUAAUAUGUGGAAUGAAACCGUGUAUCAAGUCAAUAUCACAAAUGUAGAACCUGGUAAACACUCGGUGCGAGUUAUUGCUUUCAACAAAGUUGGGUAUGCAGACCCCGUUCUAUUCAUGGAAAACGAUUCGGAACAGAUCAACUUUCAAGAAAGCACGAGUGGAGCAGAUAGUUUGAAAAUUACAGUUAUGCCGCUGAGCUUCGCAGUUGCAUUUAUUUUUCAUGUUCUUCAACGUGACACAAUUGAACUAUGGUUUCUCUGUGCCAUAUAAAAAACACAAAAAAACAAACAAACAAAGAAGUAGCAUCUUUUCUCAAUACAAUCAACUCUUAAGUAUAAGAUAAUCUUCCGCAGUGUAUUUGUGUUUGUACGUAUGCUUUGGGAUCAUUGUAUAUUGUUUAGUUAUUCAUGAACAUCGAAUACCGAAGCCCGAGCUAGGUGGUGUUUGCAAUAUUUCAUGAAUACAAUUUUAGACUUUUGAACCUGUCAAUGAUCGUAUCAUUCUUAAUGUUUUCAGUUGGUGCAUGGAAAAUCUCAACCUUUAGAAGUUGAGAUUCUAAAGGAUGAAUGUUGAAACUGUCAACUAUAUGUGACCAUACCAAAGACACGGUAUUAUAGGACCUUUGAAAGCCAUAUAUAUAUAUAUAUGUGUGUGUUUCUUUAAUUUUUAUGUUAUGGGAAACUUGCUGGUGACAUUGGAGUCGUCUUGGAUGACGUAAACUCAGAGCUAUGAGAUGUACACAAGGUAUCCCACCAUACUCAAAAGGAGCUGAACAGAAGGGAUACCACGCAGCUCUUUGUGCAGUUGUUUGGUCAAGAAACCUUGGACAGCGAAUCGGCUCUCUGAUCGUUUUCCAAUAUUAACAUCAGAGCACUCGUGUCAGUUUCUCAAAAACCUUACGUAUCCAAGAAGCCUGACAGAGCUUGAAGACUAGCUUAUUAAUCACGACUGUCACUUAGGUUCAUAUUGUUAUUGUUUGUAGAUGAAAUGGCCAGUGUAGACGAAAUUCAGAAACAUAUUGAUUAUGUUCUCAAACCAAAAAUUCUAUGUAAACUAUUUCAUCCUUUUGUUGCCCCUGUUCUUUAUUACAUGUAUAUGCUUCCGAACUAUGGUGUUAUUCUAAAUCGAAAGAGGUUGAAACAAUUUAUGUAAAUAUAAUUGUUAGAAUUAACCAAUUUUGGUUUUAAUUUGUCAACAGUGAUAACAUUAUAAUACCCACGGUAUAUAUGCAAGCAUUAUCUGAAUGUAUAAAUGUUAACAAUAACUGGGUAUCUAAUAUUAGAAAGCGUUAAGUGAGAAAUUGUGGUUUUGCUUGUUUUUGAUAAUGUUAAUUUCACGGAUAUUAAGUCAAUUUUGUGUGUGUUUAAAACUAGAAUAGUUUACUUUUUAAGUUUAAAUUCCUUCAUCUAAAUAAAUUCAUCGUGCAAAAGCUAGUUGACAUCUUGAUAUAUAGUGCUGGCAAGCCCAAUUUUUGAACAUAAAUAAAAUGUUAAGUAAGGUUAUGUACAUGCUUCUUUACAAUAAAAUGACAAACUUGAAAUUCCGGUUCUUUAUUCCGCGUAUACUAAAGCUUAAAAGUGUGGCAUUGACAUUAAGAUCGAUUAGCUGAUUAGCUGAUUAAGUAUUGUGCGUUGUAGUUACUUUUGAAUAUUAUUGGCAUCAAAUCAAGUGUCUAUAUUUUUAGAAAAUUAUUAUGAAGCUAUUGUUUAUUAUCAUAAAUAAAUCACAAGUGAAAUAAUGGCCGGAUCCAUUUAAUCUUUUAAAGUCAGUUUAUAUAUUAUUGUGAUGGCUUAUCCUCUUUUUUUCCACUAUUGGAUUUGUAUAAGUACAAUAUUUCACACAGGCAAGUAUUGGUUUAAUUUAUGACUUUAAAAUUAUGUUUGUUUGUUGUUGUUUUUUACCGUAGAAUGAUUUAACAACAUCUCCCCCACCCCCAUAAUGUUCAAUAAAAUAUUGUGGGGUAGUCAAUCAUUGAUAUUUUAGAACAGUACAUCGUUAUAUGUAUCACUUCUAUGAAAUGCUUUAAGCACGACCAACUAUUUUGUUUCUAAUGAUACUAGUGCCAUGAUACAUGACAAG